Molecule: messenger RNA, 753 nt
Organism: Musa acuminata subsp. malaccensis (wild Malaysian banana)
Lineage: Eukaryota; Viridiplantae; Streptophyta; Magnoliopsida; Zingiberales; Musaceae
Source: RefSeq, a predicted model, not a curated record
CCCAGUUCGAAGAGUUUGGUCAGAGGAUUCGAGGGGCUUGAAAGCUCUCAUGGCCGCUCUCGGUGAUCCCAGUCGACGGCGGGCGCCGCUGGCGUUAGAAACCCUGCUCUUGCUCCUCGUAGCCGCCGUAGCCGUCAUCGGCUUGUGCGCGACGGCGGCCGUGAGAAAGAAGAGAAACCGUAGUGAUAAGCAAACCGGGGAGGUGCUUCUGUCGACUUGGAAAGCUCUCAAGAAGGCUCUGGUAAUGUCGCUGCAUGGGGGGGAAGGGGAGGAUGUGGUGGAAUCAGAGGACAGCCGGGUGGAGCCAGAAGCAGAGGAAAGGGGCACGCCAGUGUUGCCACUGUGGAAGAGGAGGAUACUGAUGGGGGAGAGAUGUGAGCUGCCGCAGUUCAGUGGUCUCAUUCUCUACGACGAGGGCGGGCGUCCCAUCUGCAGCAACUCCAGCCAUGGCACUCUUUUUGAGAUCAAACCAACACCGGCCGUGACCACCCUCAAGGAUUUACUUUAAUUGCUGUGUGGUUUACAGAAUUUCUUGAGCUGUAGAAGAUGAGCAGUGCUUCUUCGGUAGUACUCGAAACAUGUGAUACAUUCUCCGCUGUUUCCUGAAAUCUCUGAUGCAUACUUGUUACUACAAAACAGAGACGAUCGGUAGCAUAAGAUCUUCUCAACCUUAACUUUGAUUGACACCGCCUAUCUUUCUACUUCUUGUGCCGCCGGGUUUUUCACGUGCAUCGACGCAAUUCUUGACCCUCC